UUGAUAAUUAAUAAUACAAAUUAUAACUCAAUUAAUAUAAAAUUGCUUGAAAGAAAACAUAUAAAUCCAAAAUGAAAAGAUCUUUAGAUUCUUAAGUGAAAAUUGGACAUUUUGAUUAUACGCACAUAAGCACACAGUAAUAAUAUAUUAGAAAGAAUAUUAUUUUAUUCUUUUAACUUUGUGGAACACGUGAAUAUAAUUGUGUUAAUCUUUUGAAAAAAAGAAUUAGUUUAAAUAUUAUGAAUAUUUAGUUUGCAUAAUUCCCGCAACGGAAGUUGUUUGUGACUGCGCAAAGAGUGAUGCGUGGUAAACAGCAGUUUCUUUCUCUUUUAAACGGAGCAAAAUGUCGAAGAGAGGUGCCAAAAAUUUGUAUGUCAUUGCAGUACAAGGUAUUAAAGGCAGAUUAAAUCGUUUGCCAGCUGCAGGAUCAGGUGACAUGAUAGUUGCCACCGUCAAGAAAGGAAAACCUGAACUUAGGAAAAAGGUUAUGCCUGCAGUUGUGAUACGUCAACGGAAACCAUUUCGAAGGAAGGACGGGGUUUUUAUAUACUUCGAAGAUAACGCAGGGGUAAUUGUGAAUAAUAAAGGGGAAAUGAAAGGAUCAGCUAUUACAGGACCUGUUGCAAAAGAAUGUGCGGAUUUGUGGCCCAGGAUCGCAUCCAACGCUAGUAGUAUCGCCUAAACAUUCUGUAUAAAUUUAUUGUCCUUAAUAAAAUAAGUUGAGCAUUUGCUCACGAUUUUUUGGUGUAUUCUGUUUUUGUUUUCAAUUUCCUUUUUCAACUGUACGUUAAAAUCAGAAAAUCGCAUAAAAAAAAAUAUCGGACAAAUUCAUUGAAAAGUUUAAGGAAAUAAGAUCUAAUCAAAUCAAACAUCUUAAAGUUCAAAUCGAAUGAAGAAAACAAGCUGUAAGUAUAAUCAGAAAGAUAAAACGACAAAACUUCAUAAACUAAUUCUUUUAAUUCUUUAGUUCUAAGUUUUUUUUAAUUCUUUAAUUCUAAGUCUUUUUCCCAAAUAAAAAUUAUAGAUUUAUAAUUAUUUUAUAUAGGUACUAAAAUACUAGCGUCACAUAGCGGCAAAUAG
Molecule: messenger RNA, 1080 nt
Organism: Heterotrigona itama
Lineage: Eukaryota; Metazoa; Arthropoda; Insecta; Hymenoptera; Apidae
Source: the annotation of a GenBank genome assembly